GCUACGGUGCGCACGUGUGUAACCGUUACAAAUAAUUUACAAAAAAUAAUCGAACUAUGUAAACAUUGUCACUGAAACAAGAGUUUUAUUACUUUAGUACUAAAAUUCAUAAUUAAAUAACACGAUACUAAUCGUAUAAUUGAAGUUAAAAACUAUUGUGUUGGGCGUGCUGUUUUUGAUAAAAUAUCCGUCCGUUCCGUGACUGGUGAAUCGAUUUUACGUAGUCGUGCUGCGGUAUUGAGGAACUUGAAGGCUUGUUUGGACUGUGCUAAUGUGAGAAACGAUUUUAAGAAUCGAUGUAAACGUGAAGUGAAAUCUCGUAUCGACUUUGACCAGUUUUAUGUGUAAACUUUUGUGGUAUCAACGUAUGGUUUAUUUAUAAUGCUCCGUCCGUAUCCCACGCCUCUACUAAAAUAAAACUCUGUUUUAAGUAUUGUAAGAACAUGUAAUGUGCUCGUCGGCUUUUCACAAAUCGUUUGCUCCGGCCGUAAGCUGGAAGCCCUAUAGUUUCUAUUUAUUUCGAGUGCGGAUAAAUCGACCUCGAAUAGGAUUUGACGCAACAAGAUAGUUUAUUUUCAAUCAAAAUGAUGUGGCCUUCAUCGCAAGCCAGUAAAAUUCUUACCUUUCUUCUAUUGAUCACAAUCCUGUAUUGCAUUUGUAUGGACACAUUCCUAUUUUUAAGGAUACAGAAUUAUAAAAUAGAUAUAUACGACUUGACAUCCGAAAAUGCAACGCAAGAGACAUCGACACAGAAAUAUAAACAGUUGGAGAAUUACGAAGAUGUCACGUGGGUGCCUUGCAGUAUCAAUCCGUUAUGUCAUCCCACGGUCAAAGCUUUGAUGGUUGAUCAUAUAAACCAUUACAUUUAUGGCCCUUUAUGCGCUAUAGUGGAUAUAGGAUUAGGUAUAUCUGAAACAGUGCUGUUUAUAACGCCCAAUAUGAUUUCAUUCUUUCAUGUUUUCGUGGCUUGUGUUGGAGCGAAGCUUGUAACAUAUCAGAAUUUAGCUGCACGUCGUCUAGCGGUGGUACUUUUUCAAUUAAGAAUGUUUUUGGAUGAUUUAGACGGGCAUGUCGCUAGAGAGAGAAAACAUAUAAAGGGUGAGAGGUCCGAAGUGGGUACAUUGGGUUACUGGGUCGACGGGAUUUGUGAUUUAUUGGGUGUUGUAGCGAUGAUGGCUGGUAUAUUGUUUUAUUUGAAGAAUAAUCCUCCUAGACGCGGAUACAAGGGCACGCCAGUAAGUACGUUACCGUACCAUCAGCUUAAAGAGAUAAAUUCAUCAGAGGAUAUAGAGAAGGACCAUACGACUGAAGUUGGUAUUUCCUAUAAGACUAAAGUAAGCUUCCAAAGGAUAGUUCAAGUGUUGGGUCUGUUCUCCGGACAGAUGAUACUAUCUUCAAUCGCCUGGAACAGAUAUAUUGACGUAUAUCAAGAUUUGCUUGAAAAUUGUACAGAAUAUGAUGUUGUGAGAAGGGCGACCAUGUUUAGAUCUGGAUUGUUCUUCUUCGCGACAGCUCUAUGGAGGGUUGUGAACCCACACAGUUAUCUCCAUCUUCUUUCUCUUGCUGUGUUCUGUGAUAAAACAUGGGGCUUCCUUAAAACGGUACAUUAUAGUGGGUAUAUCUGUCUGGUGAUAGCUGUCGCCACUUCGGAAUAUUUGGUAGAGAAUAUCAGAUCGUAUGUUGUGAGUUAGAGUGACCAUGAACUAUUAAGUUGUUGACACACUGGUGUUUAUCUAUUGAUUGUAUUUGUAAGUGUAAAAUCCACUUUAUAAUGUACGAAAU
Molecule: messenger RNA, 1782 nt
Organism: Papilio polytes (common Mormon)
Lineage: Eukaryota; Metazoa; Arthropoda; Insecta; Lepidoptera; Papilionidae
Gene: Cpes
Product: ceramide phosphoethanolamine synthase
Exons: 1
Coding region: 585-1691 (368 amino acids)
Biological process (GO): phospholipid biosynthetic process
Cellular component (GO): membrane
Molecular function (GO): phosphotransferase activity, for other substituted phosphate groups
Source: RefSeq, a predicted model, not a curated record